GGGGAGUGAGUGCCGCGUGGAUCUCUCCUGAUACUUUCAACAGGCAGUGCAGGAGACAGAAGUAAAGAGGCAGCUCUUUCUCUCCCUGUAGCUCUCUUUCCCGCUGUCUCUCCCUCCCUUUCUGCAUUUGUGCUUGAGCGGGACUGUGAUUACGGACUCUGUGUGUGCGCACAAAAGUAUUUGUGAUAAGACACACAAAGAAAGACCAUAAGGAAGACAGAAACUGGCAUCCUUUUUGCAGCAUCUACUGUCCCUCUCGGUCACACACAAACUGUGAGGAUCUAUUGCUGAGGGUGAAUUGGUGCAGCGGUUCAGCGGUGAGAGUCUCCAGCAUUCCAUCACCAGGAUCCAGGCUCCAGGAGAAAGACAGAGAGAGAGAGAGAGAGAGAGAGACGGAAGACGAGGAGGAGAGAGCCAUGUCUGGAGCGCUCCUGAGAAGGAACUCCAGCAAGCAGGGCUUAGAGAACCUGUUGAGGGUGACGGCCCAGAGGAGCAUCGAGGAUGCUGAGGAGAUCGAGAGGGAGCGCAGGCGGCGGGCGAGGGAAGCCUUCCGUAAGGAGAGCAGCCACUCUGGAGCCGACACCACAGCUCUGGACACAGAGGCCCCAGCAGAGGCCACCCAAGCAGCCCAGAGCUACGUGAGUGUGUCCAAGGGCAGCAGUGGCGGCAGGGGCUCGGUGGGCCUGGAGGAGGACGAGGGCUUCGGGGACUGGACCCAGCGGCUGGCCCAGGACCGCCGGCAGCGCCUGGAGAACGGGAGGCCCGCGGAGGCAGACACAGACAAAGGCAUGAACGGAGCAGCCAAACACGCGGAGAAGAUGCGUUUUUCCUCCACCUCCACCACCUCCUCCGUCGUUACGUCCAACAGGCUUCAGAGACCACAGCCAAAGGAGGAGAAGGAGAACCGAGAGAGAGAGGUGGGGAGAGAGGAGGCAGAUGGACGCUUGGGAGGCCGGAUGACUGACAUGAGGAGGAAGGAGUUUGGGAGGAAGGAGCUCGCCCAGGCAGACAAGGAAAUACAGCAGAACGGCAAAGAGUCCCUGAGCCUGUUCAAGAAGAAUGGCGAGAGUCCAGUAGCAGAUGUGGAUGAGAAGAUUAAGAGGAAGGACAUCAAAGCAUCAUACACAUCCAAAGUCCUGAUGCAACAGGAAUCCAAUCCCAAAAAUGGCAAAGACAAUGGACCUGUGGAGGAGGCCACUACAGAUGUUAUGAGAACUAGGAAGAUGCUCAGAAGCCCCAGCCAGACCAUGCCCCCGGCCCUGGCGCUGGAGAGCCCGCGCGAGGAGGAGGCUGCCCUGCUGGAGACGGAGCAGAAGCUGGAGAAGAUCCGACGGAGCCUCCAGGAGAAGGAGAGCCAGGAGCUGGAGCAGAUGCGAUUGAAGCAGGUGGAGGCCGAGGCAGAGCUGGAGGAGCUGAAGAGGAGAAGGGAGGCCAGGCGCCUCGUCCGAGAGGAGGAGGAGCGCAAGAAGGAAGAGGAGGAGCAGGAGAGGCAGGCCAAAGAGGAGGAGGAGAGGAGACACAUGAAGGAGGAGAUCGAGAGGAGGCGCAUGGAGGCGGCUGAGAAGAGGAUGAAGAGCCUGGGAGUGGACGGGGAGGAACCCUUCAACGCACUCAACCCCAAGAGCCCCACCGUCAAGAGGGAGAAUGAGGAGAGAUUGACUGCUGAGAGUGCCCACUUGAUCACAGAGCGGACAGACUCCCUAAAUCGCUCCCUGAAGAAGAGUAACAGCUUCAAGAAGACAUUGCCUCCAAUGCUCCUCUCCAAGAUUGAUGACAAGUUGGAACAAUACACACAGGCAGUGGAGAGCUCCUCAAAGGAGGCCAGCCGGCCAGCCAAGGCAGCUGUGAUGGACGUGCUGAGCCCUCCAAAGCCCGUGGCCUGCACCAAGAGCCUGUUUGAGGACGGCGAGGCCUGGGCCCAGAACAGCGCAGCCCCCCGGGGACAGCCCUCCAAGGAGGUGGAGGGGAUUAAAGUGGGCGUGGCCGAUCUGAUCACCAACUGGGUGAAGGGCAGCCCUGACGGCAGCAGCAAGAACUCUCCAUCCAAACCCUCGGAUGUGAAGCCAGGGGAUGUGCUGCACAAGAAGAACAUGUGGGAGAUCAUCGGGGAGAACUCUUCACCUGGCAAAGCAGGGGGAAAGGGACAAGUUUCUGGAAAGAAGUACAAAUUUGUUGUGACCGGACAUGGCAAAUAUGAGAAGAAACCAUCUUCAGGUGAAUUAUGCCAAGAUGACUUCUAAGCAAUGGACGACUGUUGGGCUCCUAAAGGGAAAGUGCAUCUGGCGGUAUUGUUCCACACAAGUCCUUCCCAGCCAUCAUGCCUCUUAGUAAGACAUGCAGACUUAGACCCUGCUCACACGGAUAGGGUUACUUCCUGUAAACACAUCAAUUUUUUCCCUCUGUUUGGGCCUUUCGUUUACACGUUAAACAAAAUUCCUGCUCUAUAAAACAAACAAAAAAAGCACCUGAAAUUGAUACAAGACAAACGCAAGCAAUAUGCAUGCAUUAAAAAAAAAAAAAAAAACAAUGACUUGUUUGUCUGGUACAGCCAAUUUGAUGCCAAGUGAUUCCACAUUCCACACUGACUAGAGAUUUCUAAGGUGACAAUUGAGAUUCCUUUUAUACACCUGUUAUGUAAAAAAAUAUAUAUUUUUAAAUCGCAUACGUGUAAAUGAAGCCUUAAUCUCCAAAUCACACCGAAGACACCUGAAAGUAAUGUUUUUAUGCUCUCACUUGGACUCUUUAGCUUUAGCUUUGUUCUUAUGAAAAACUGAAAGAUUUAUUUUCAUGUCUAAGAUUUCUGUCCAUGAUUUCUGUCUGUAUUUGUGUUGUAUGUAAAACAUUUAUAUUGUAUUACCCUAAAGGUACAAAUGUUUUAGACUAUGCAAACUUUACAGACCUGCAAUCAUUAAAAAAGAAAGUGGAGUCUGACAUAUGAUCAUCUAUUCAUUCCAAGCAGUGAAAUACAUGUUUGUUACAUUAUUGUUUUAACAUAUUGGACAAACUGCUUGCCUGAAACGAGUACAUGCCGUAUAUGUUUGUUUAUGUAUUGUGCCAAUGACCAUAUGGAUCACCUUCUACUCUGUAUAAAGUUACUACAUUCCCACUUUUGAAGCUGUUUUGUGACUAAGAUGACAUUGUCCAUUGGCACAAAUUGGGUUUCAUUCCCAGUAAUUAUUUGGGAUACAAGAUUCCACACAUAACCUUUAUUUUGUGUUUAAAAAAAAACACAAAACAUUUCUUUUGCUACUAUUAAGACCUUUUUUCUCUCAUUUCUAAUGUAGUGGCAGCAUUUGAAAAUAAUCAAGCACUACAGUACGUAGGCCUUUGUUUAUAGAAAGCUGAACACUGGAGUAAGACCCUUCAGUACGAUACAUUACGUCAAUCCAUGUUUUGUGGGACCUUUUUUAUGAACUUAUUAUAUUAGAAAUAUCAGUGUAACAGAAGUUAUUUUUACUCUGAGCAAAUUAUUAUUGCAUAGACAUUUUAGUUGCACUCCUACUUUGAUUUCAUUAUUAUUUUCUAACUGUUUUAGGCUAUAUUAAAAUGACUCAAGUUCCAUUCCUGUACAUGUACCACAGCUGUUCUGUUGCGAGUUGCGACCCUUUAAAUAUACAGUGCAUAUGCAAUAAAAAGCUUUUAUAUGAUUGUA
Engraulis encrasicolus (European anchovy) is the source of this 3652-nucleotide messenger RNA. RefSeq names its product lymphocyte specific protein 1 a (gene lsp1a). Lineage: Eukaryota; Metazoa; Chordata; Actinopteri; Clupeiformes; Engraulidae. The record is from RefSeq and is a predicted model, not a curated record. Bases 417 to 2240 code for a protein of 607 amino acids. Gene Ontology annotation, molecular function: calmodulin binding; actin binding; myosin binding. The transcript has 14 exons. Gene Ontology annotation, biological process: muscle contraction.